GAGGGCUAGGUCCCAUCCCAGUGACCCCAAAGUGCUGGAGGGAGGGGGCGGGGGUGGCCCGGUGCAAAGUGCAUCCCGAAAGCCCCCUGCCUGGCGCCCCGGCGGCCGGCACUCCGGGUUCCGUGAGAGCUGGGCCCUCGCCGCCCCGAGCCCUCCUGGGCCCCUCAGUGGCCGGGCGCUCCCAACCAGGAGCGCGGCAGCCUCCUGCCCCGAGCGCUCGGACCGGGGCUGCCCCCCGCCCGCGCCGGGACUUCCUCCCUGCACCCCUGCCCCAGGCCGCCCGGCGGCCACCGCCGCCGCCUCCGCCCGGCCGGGCCAUCUGGAUGCUGGCAGGCUGGGGCCGGGAGGCGCCGCGGAGGAGCAGGGACAGCCGGGUCCGGCCCUGCCCGGGCUGUUUCCUCAAUGGAGAAGUUGGUGAGUGUGGAGGCGGCUGGAAGAAGGAAGGGAGGCAGCAGCUGAGGAGACAGGUGUGAGCUGGCUGGGGGGCGAGCGACGGCAGGAGAGGGUCUGCCCACCCGCCCGAGCAGCCGCAGAGCUCUGACCAGCUACCACCGUCAAGGUUAAGAAAGAGUUCAUUAACACCAGAAUUUGGAGACACUCUUAAGCCCCAACUCACAAUGCUGUAUGUGCACAAUGAUUAUUAGGCAACCCACAUAUCAGGAAAAGGGACAUUCUUUCAUAAGGCUGAUCCCUGUGACCUAAUGAAUCCUUUGUAAAAAAACGUGGACUCAGCUAGGAUGUUACACCACCAUUGUCGAAGGAACCCUGAACUCCAGGAAGAGUUGCAGAUUCAAGCUGCAGUGGCUGCCGGGGAUGUUCACACAGUGCGGAAGAUGUUAGAGCAAGGCUACUCUCCAAACGGCCGGGAUGCUAAUGGCUGGACCCUGCUUCAUUUCUCUGCAGCAAGAGGAAAGGAAAGAUGUGUUCGAGUAUUUCUAGAGCAUGGAGCUGAUCCCACAGUUAAGGACUUAAUCGGAGGCUUCACUGCUCUUCAUUAUGCAGCCAUGCAUGGCCGGGCCCGGAUUGCACGCCUGAUGUUAGAAUCUGAAUACAGGAGCGACAUUAUUAAUGCAAAAAGCAAUGAUGGCUGGACUCCCCUUCAUGUGGCCGCUCACUAUGGUAGGGACUCAUUUGUCCGACUCCUACUGGAGUUCAAGGCUGAGGUUGACCCGCUCAGUGAUAAAGGUACAACGCCGCUUCAGCUCGCCAUUAUCCGAGAGCGGUCAAGCUGUGUGAAAAUCCUCCUGGACCACAACGCCAACAUCGACAUUCAGAACGGUUUCCUGUUGAGAUACGCUGUGAUUAAAAGCAAUCACUCUUAUUGCCGAAUGUUCCUCCAGAGAGGAGCAGACACAAACUUGGGUCGCUUAGAAGAUGGACAGACUCCUUUACAUUUGUCUGCCCUUAGGGACGAUGUGCUCUGUGCACGGAUGUUAUAUAAUUACGGAGCGGACACGAACACAAGGAACUAUGAAGGACAGACCCCAUUGGCUGUUUCAAUAAGCAUUUCUGGAAGUAGUCGACCGUGUUUGGAUUUCUUACAAGAAGUCACAAGUGGAGACACUGAGGCCCAGAAGAGGGAUUUGCUCACACAGGUUCAACCCGCAUAUUAGAGGCCUACCUGGGACAAGAACUGACAUUCCGAUUUGUAAUGGACAGCCCAGAAACUUGCAGGACCUGUGCCGAAUUAAAAUUCGACAGUGUAUAGGCCUUCAAAACCUAAAACUACUUGAUGAACUGCCAAUUGCCAAGGUCAUGAAAGACUACUUAAAACACAAAUUUGAUGAUAUCUGAUACACAGAGAACUGUGAGCGAGAUUAGGAGUUAUAUUCCAGAUACUUAAAAGGCUUUUUGCCUUGCACAAAGUAUAUCCUAUGCAAUUUCUGAUUUGCUGUGAAGUCAGAAAGCAGGUAUACACUUUACAGGUUUUUUUGUUUGGUUGGUUGGUUUUCAUUGUAGGAGAGAGAUUUUUUUAUACACACACACACACACACACACACACACACACACCCCACAUGCUUGAAGGUCUUAAUUUGGUUUCUUGGUCCAAGUUUAAGAGGUCCAAGCUUUCUAUACAAUAUUGCAUUUAAAACAAUUGUUUUUCCAAAAUGACACAAGCAGGUUUGGAGUGGAGAAUUGACCCUUUCCAAAUUUAUGGUUUCAUUGGUGUGCACAGUAUUAUAAACCAGCAGAGCACUUGUUACAGUUUGGAGGCACAAUUUCACCCAGGGCAUCCAGGGCUCUACUGGAAAAUGCCCUAAGAAAUUUUUUAAGUAAUGAUGUCACCUCAUUCAUUUUAAUGAGUACAAAUUGGCUGUUUCAAACUGUUCUUUUUCUAAUUAACGUAGCUUUGGAUGACUUAAACCCAGUCCCUCUGCUUUUUGUUGGUGUGCUCGUUUCUAACUUACUUUUUUAACAGCUGUAGUACACUACCUGGGGACGUUGAGUCUCAACUUCUGUCUCUAGUUGAAUUGUGCUUUUAAAACAAUUAAUGGGAAAGAAAAUAACUUUAUAAAGCCCGUGUAUUCUGUUUUUAAAAUAGUGCCUCCAGUGCAGUACUCUUUCUGGUGUAUUUUAUCCAUUAUUUCACUUGAUGUUCCUCAUUCCACAGCUGGCUUUGUCAUGCCUGUGAGAACAGGAACUGCCACUUUAAUUUUAAUUGCAGAACAUAGAGUCAGUUGCAAUUUCCAUUUUAAGCUUUGUCUUUUACUUCAGUUUAAGCAGAAAAUUUCAUGUCCUGGUGGUAGAGUAUUCCCUAAAAAUAGCCAAAAUACUGUUAAAUCAUUUGGCUUUAAUGGAUAAAUAAUUUUGGAUGGUUUCAUGGUGUUUAUUUCUUCCCAGUUGAAAUAAAAUGUCUAAAGGGUAAAAUUUCUGAUGGGUGCAUAUUUGUAAGUCUGGUUAAUUUCUAAUAUGCUAAUUAAGCAUUUCCUAUCUAUUUUAAAGUUAUACACAGUGACGCUGUUCAGAACAGUUAUUUUCUAGGUUGAUCGGCAUAUGUUUGCAGUAUAAACAUAAAUAUGAUAAAGUGUCAGUAACAGUGGUUCCAGAGAGAUUAGCAAUCUAUGGAGAUGCCCUUGGAAAUGAGCCCUGUGCUUGACGUGUCAUCGUAUUAGUUCCAGAAGAAGCUUUAAAACUAUCCCAGUAUUGUUCUUAGUGCUUUGGGAAAUUUCAGAAUAUUUACACACUAGUAAUAAAUUUAUUAUCAGAAGUUUACAAAAUAAAGGGCUUCUCUUGUCUGAAUUUCUAGUUUUAAGUCAUUAAGUAUAAAGUUAUUUCACCUGAAAAGUAUAACAAAGUAGAAUUGGGGGUCUCCUCUGGCUUUAUCCUUUUUCAGAGCUGACAGUGAUAUUUCCUCAAGCACAAAAUUUAUUCUCUUGGAUGUGGAGUGGCUCUGGCAUCAGAUACCUGCUCUGCUAGGCCUGGGCUGGGAGCAGGUUUCUGAACAGUGGGCAGCUUCGGGGAGAGGGUGAUGUGAGGGAUCACGGCUGGGGUACAUAGCCUCUUCCGCAGGGAACCACUCAAAGUGUGGCCAGUUUUGCAACCAUCCAAAAACUGUAACUGGGAUGUGAUAGAUAGAAAUGGGUAUUCUGACUUUUUUUUCCAUAAAAAUAUCUCCAAAAAGUUAUCUUCUGAGAGAGAGUCCUUGUGAAGCUAGGAGCUGAGCUGUGUUCUCCUCUGGAAACCGAUAAUCAGGUCAGAGCUAAGACACACUUUUGGCAUCGGGCACCUGGCAUGGCCAGAAAUGGAUGGCGUUGCUGCUCCCUGAACCCGGGCCAGGGAGACAAGGACAUGGGAAGGCAGGCAGAAUUCUGUACUUUGAGCAGUGUUACGUUCACACAGGGCUCAUCUCCUCAUGUGUCUAUUAAUUUAUUCAGUUAGUUUAAAAUGAUUUUCUUUCCCCAGCCAUUCAGAGGUCUCCAAAACUAAGUUCACCACUGAGUCAGAGUCAGGAAAUUCCAAGUAAAAAGAUCAGAUGAAGGUAAAUUCUUUGUUCUAUAUUGCUGCUUAGACUUCAGAAAAGAAAAAAAAUUAUGAGAGCUCUUCCUGGAAUCAGAAUUUCUAUUUAAUGAAGAAGUGUAUAAUUCUGUUAUUUGUUUGAUGUUUGAUUUUUCUGGAAGCUUGAAAAGAAUGUUUUAUUUUUGUUGUUACUAGAAUCCCAGUCACAUACCGUCUUUAACAAUAACUAAAAUGUCUCAGAGUUGCUAACUGGCAGAAUACAGGGGUGAAUGUGCAGGCCUGCUCUCCAGUUUGGUUGGCAGAGAAGCGCUCUGUAGUAACAUGAUGAGAACAAGUGUUUUCAGAAGAUCAACUGGUUUUUCCAGAAUCUUGACUGAAAUGUUCAGAAUAGUAUCACAUUUGUCACUGAUCCUUCUGUUUCUUUUGAAAUUUAUUAUUUAAGCCUGUUACUAAACCUUUAUAAAAAUAUAUUUGGCAAGUACACCAAAGACACCAGCUCAUAAAAGAUUAUGAUCAUUAAUGAACUGCAAACCUCAUCUUUUGCAAAUGGAAGAUUUUUUUUGUGUGUGUAAAUAUUUGUGUUUAUAAAUGUACAGCAGAGUAAGGAUGUUUUUUAGAUUAUUUAAUUUCCACAUUUCUAAACUAUUUACUACAGAAUAAUCCACACUUGUUAGUUUGGAGGACUUGACAAUUUUGUUUUUUUAAUUCAUUAUCAGUCAUGCUUGGAGCAGCAUUUCCGCUAGAGAAUUCAGUGUUCUGGCAGUAGCAAGAGUACACAUCUGGAGCGUGAGGGAGUCUAGCUUGAUUUGUCAGAUACACACCCUACGAGACGAGGAUGUGUAGUUUAACUACCACAGUGGACCAUACAAAAACUGAGGUUCUAACUUUGGUGCAGAAUUGCUCAUCAGCCCAGAGUGUCAUUGGGAUGAGGCCCUUGGCCCACAAAUUUAGCUCUCAUGUAACUCCUAGUGUGUUCUAUCAUAAUGUAUUUUGUUCUUCCUUUGUAAUGUAAGUUUUGCUUUGGGUCAGUUUGAAUUAAAAAAAAAAAAAACACUUAAAUCUGGUUUAAAACAUAGUGGAACUGUGUUUUAUUUCUAGUCUGCCUUAACUUUUUAAUACUUCCAGCUAUUUGGUCAAAAGAAAGAAAGUGAACUCUGUCUUUUAUUCCUCAGCAUUUUAGAUAAUUAAGAAUUGGGUAAGAAUGUAAUACAGGAAACAGCACUGUUUCAGAUCAUUUAAGAUCCCCCCCACCCCCACCCCACGCUGCUUUUUAACGCAUU
Molecule: messenger RNA, 5237 nt
Organism: Capra hircus (goat)
Lineage: Eukaryota; Metazoa; Chordata; Mammalia; Artiodactyla; Bovidae
Gene: ASB7
Product: ankyrin repeat and SOCS box containing 7
Exons: 7
Coding region: 738-1613 (291 amino acids)
Biological process (GO): intracellular signal transduction
Molecular function (GO): protein binding
Source: RefSeq, a predicted model, not a curated record